Messenger RNA from Carya illinoinensis, 3276 nucleotides. RefSeq names its product glutamate receptor 3.3-like. NCBI's taxonomy places the organism in Eukaryota, Viridiplantae, Streptophyta, Magnoliopsida, Fagales, Juglandaceae. The coding region runs from base 336 to 3137 and encodes 933 amino acids. Gene Ontology annotation, cellular component: plasma membrane. The transcript is spliced from 7 exons. The record is from RefSeq and is a predicted model, not a curated record. Gene Ontology annotation, molecular function: glutamate-gated receptor activity.
CUCUUUUCCGAGAAAAUUCCUAUCUUUUAUUUUGUCCCACGUGAAGCUCGACAUCUGUUUGUCCUUCUGUUCCUAUCCUUCUGGCCGCUUUUUCCUUCUACUCUUAACAGUGUUUAAUACAUGACUCUCAUGUCGUUAAUCCGAACAUAACUCAUAUUUCUUUGCAGAGGGUGAGGUUGGUGAUUGGUCCUCCGUUUAUUCUUCUCAGAUGGGAAUCAAUUAUUUUGAGCCCUGAUGGGUGAUUCUUUGUUCUCAAUUAUGCACAACUCUGUGGCGGAAAUUCUGCUUAAGAUUGAUCUUUGGGCAGUUGAAGAAAAUUAUCGUGCUUGAUCAAAAUGAAUCUUAUUUGGUUUAUUUUGUCACUGUUUAUCUAUUCCGGGCUCCCAUCUAGUUUUAGUAAGAAUGUUUCUUCAAGACCAGCUAUUGUGAAUAUUGGAGCUCUUUUUACAUUUAACUCUACAAUUGGAAGAGUCGCCAAGAUUGCCAUAGAGGAAGCUGUGAAAGAUGUCAACUCUAAUUCCAGCAUUCUCCAUGGCACAAAACUCGUUGUAACCAUGCACGAUUCCAAUUGCAGUGGGUUUCUGGGCAUGGUAGAAGCUUUGCAAUUUAUGGAGACUGAUAUAGUGGCCAUCAUAGGCCCACAAUCUUCUGUAGUUGCCCAUAUUAUAUCCCACAUUACAAAUGAACUCCGAGUUCCUCUAUUAUCAUUUGGUGCCACAGAUCCCACUCUUUCUUCCCUUCAGUUCCCCUUUUUCGUCAGAACAACACAGAGCGAUUUGUACCAAAUGACAGCAGUGGCUGAGGUUGUUAAUCAUUAUGGCUGGAAGGACGUAAUUGCCAUUUUCAUUGAUGAUGACUACGGACGGAGUGGGGUGUCAGCAUUAGAUGAUAAAUUAGCGGAGAGGCGCUGUAAAAUCUCCUACAAGGCGGGAAUUAGCCCUGUGUAUGGAGUUAAUCGGGGUGACAUUAUGGAUCUUCUGAUCAAGGUUGCAUUAAUGGAAUCUCGGAUUAUUGUUCUGCAUGUAAAUCCUGAUGCAGGAUUCAUGGUUUUGUCUGUAGCACAAUAUCUUGGCAUGAUGGGAAAUGGUUAUGUAUGGAUAGCUACGGACUGGCUCUCAUCUGUUCUAGAUUCUGCCGCUCCCCUUCCGUCAGAUACCAUGGAUUCAAUGCAAGGAGUUCUUGUCUUGCGCCAACAUACAGCAGAUUCAGAUAGAAAAAAAGCCUUCUUGUCUAGGUGGAGAAAGUUAACUGGUGGUUCUUUGGGGUUGCAUUCGUAUGGGCUUUAUGCUUAUGAUUCAGUUUGGCUGGUUGCUCAUGCUAUUGAUGCAUUUUUUAACAAGGGAGGGGUUAUUUCAUUUUCUAAUGAUUCUAGGCUGCAGUCUAUGGGAAGUGAUAAUCUCCACCUUGAUGCAAUGAGCAUUUUUGAUGAUGGAGCUCUCCUGUUGCAGAACAUCUUGCAGAGUAACCUUGUUGGUUUGACAGGUCCUAUUAAGUUUAACACAGAUGGGUCUCUUAUUCUUCCUGCAUAUGACAUCAUAAAUGUGGUAGGAUCUGGGUUUCGAAGGGUUGGUUACUGGUCAAACUAUUCUGGCUUAUCAGUUGUGCCUCCUGAGAUGCUCUAUGCAAGGCCUCCUAAUCGUUCAAUUGCAAACCAGCAACUAUACAGUGUUAUCUGGCCAGGAGAGACAUCAUUGAAGCCCCGUGGGUGGGUUUUUCCUAAUAAUGGGAAGCAACUGAGAAUUGGUGUACCUAAUCGAGUUAGUUUCCGGGAGUUUGUAUCAGAAGUGCGAGGGACUGAUAUCUUCCAGGGUUUCUGCAUAGAUGUAUUUAUAGCUGCUGUAAACUUGUUACCAUAUGCUGUUCCAUAUCGAUUUAUCUCUUUUGGAGAUGGCCAUGAAAACCCAAGCUACACAAAGCUUGUAAAUUUGAUCACAACUGGUGAUUUUGAUGCUGCUGUUGGUGACAUUACAAUUGUCACAAAUCGGACAAAGAUUGUGGAUUUUACACAGCCAUUUGCUUCAACUGGACUUGUUGUUGUCGCCCCAUUCAAAAAAAGGAACACUGGUGCGUGGGCUUUCCUGCGGCCAUUUGGUCGAAAUAUGUGGCUUGUCACCGCUUGUUUCUUCCUUUUCAUUGGCAUUGUUGUGUGGAUUCUGGAGCAUAGAAUAAAUGAUGAUUUCAGGGGCCCUCCUAGAAAACAACUUAUAACCAUUCUAUGGUUUAGCCUCUCAACCCUGUUUUUUGCCCAUAGAGAGAACACUGUGAGCACCCUUGGUCGAGGGGUGCUAAUCAUUUGGCUUUUUGUGGUUUUGAUUAUCAACUCAAGCUAUACAGCUAGUCUGACAUCAAUCCUCACAGUGCAGCAGCUGUCUUCUCCUAUUAAAGGGCUUGAAAGCUUGAAGAAGAGUAAUGAGCCAAUUGGGUUCCAAGUGGGUUCCUUUGCUGAACAUUAUUUGGAGGAACUUGGCAUAGACAAAUCUAGGCUUGUUGCCCUUGGAUCACCUGAAGCAUUUGCUUCAGCCCUUUUGCAUGGUCCUAAGAAAGGUGGUGUUGCAGCAAUUGUUGAUGAACGUCCUUAUGUAGAACUAUUCCUCUCUAGCCAGUGCAAAUUCAGGGUUGUAGGUCAAGAGUACACAAAAAGCGGCUGGGGUUUUGCAUUUCCACGGGACUCUCCCUUAGCAAUUGACAUGUCAACUGCAAUUCUACAACUGUCUGAGAAUGGUGAUCUCCAGCGUAUACAUGAUAAGUGGCUGAUGCGAAGCACUUGCAGUUUAGAGACUACUGAAAUUGAAUCAGACCAGCUUCAGCUUAAGAGCUUCUGGGGCCUCUUUCUUAUUUGUGGAAUAGCUUGUUUCUUUGCUCUAUUAAUCUAUUUCUUGCAGAUGAUACAGCAGUUAUGCCGAACUGCUCCCUCUGAUUCCAUUUCAGCUGGUUCAAGUAACUCAGUUUCUCGGCGUGUCCGGAGAUUGUUAUCGUUGAUGGACGAGAAGGAAGACCCCUCAAAUAGUGUAAGUAAAAGGAGGAAAGUGGAAAUUAGAUCAGUCCCCGCCAAUGAUAAGGGCACUGAGCUGGGAGGCAGUCUCAGGAGGCAAACAGAAAUGACUGCUGGGACCAAUAUAAAUAGCUCGAGGGAUUGACUUUGUUUUUCAUUACAUGAGAGUGACUAAAUUAUUAUUGUUUAUGAUCAUGUGGUUGUAUAACUUCUUUUUUUCUAGCACCAAAAAGGGUGCUUUACUUCAUAGGAAUAUAUAUGUGCUGGAAUCAUUUUGCGUGCCA